ACCGACUGUCAUGACAUUUUCUAAUGGCACACGGGCCCCGCCCCACCUGGAUGGGGCUUUUGUUCUUUUUCAGGGCCAUUGAUCGCUCGCGUCUCAAAGCGCGGGGUAAGCUCGGGGCUUGAGGAAGCUCCAAGGCCAAGCCUGGAGCUGGCCGCCGAUGCCGCUGCAGGUUAGGGCCGGCCGAGGCACUGAGUGGAAGCACUGCGUGGUGAUGUAUUGCCGAGCAGUCUGGCCUCGGGUUUCGGUCUGGCUUCGGUCUGGUCUCUAGUCUACCAUCACACACAACUUAGUACCGAGGCAAAUACCGAGGCAAACACCACACCACACACACCAUGAGCCUGGCCAUCAGAACAGCUCCCUCGACGGCGACCAGAGCCGUCAGCCUGCUGCGCACUAUCCAGUACACCCACCCGCCCUCGUGUCCCUGCCACUCCAACCCGGGCCACCACCACCACCAAAGGAGCAAUGCGGCAACCCCAUACCAGCGCCGCCUGUCCCGCAGGCACCUGGCCACGCCCGCGGCCGAGCCCAAGGAGUACGCCUUCGAGAUGGCGGCCUCGUCCAUCCGCUUCGGCGAGGGCGUGACCAUGGAGGUGGGCAUGGACUUGCGCAACAUGGGCGCCAAGCGCGUGUGCGUCGUCACGGACCAGACGGUCGACCGCCUGUACGCCAUGUCGCAGGUGCGCGAGAGCCUGGCGCGCGAGGGCGUCAACUUUGAGGUCUUCAACCGCGUCAAGAUCGAGCCCAAGGACAGCUCGAUCCGCGAGGCCAUCGACUGGGUCAAGCCCUACAACCCGGACGCCUUCCUGGCCGUGGGCGGCGGCUCCGUCAUCGACACGGCCAAGCUCAUGAACCUGUACUCGUGCUACCCGGACGCGCCCUUCCUCGACUUUGUCAACGCGCCGCUGGGCGCCGGCAGGCCCGUUGACAAGCCGCUGAGGCCACUCAUCGCCGUGCCCACCACGGCCGGCACGGGCUCCGAGACGACGGGCACGGCCAUCUUCGACCUCGAGUCGCGCCGCGCAAAGACGGGCGUGGCGCACCGCAACCUCAAGCCGACGCUGGGCAUCUGCGACCCGCUCAACACGCGCACCAUGCCGGCCGCCGUCAAGGCCGCCUCGGGGCUCGACGUGCUCUGCCACUCGCUCGAGUCGUGGACCGCCAUCCCCUACACGGAGCGCACGCCGCGGCCCAAGAACCCCAUCAACCGGCCUGCCUACCAGGGCGCCAACCCCAUCAGCGACAUCUUCUCGCUGAGCGCCCUGCGUAGCACCGUCAAGUACCUGCCUCGCGCCGUGCGGGACCCCGAUGACGCCGAGGCCCAGCGCGAGAUGCUGCUCGCCGCCACCCUGGCCGGCAUCGGCUUCGGCAACGCCGGCGUGCACCUGUGCCACGGCAUGUCGUACCCCAUUUCAGGCCAGAACCCGGGCUACAAGCACGACGGCUACGAGGUGCCGCACCCCAUCAUCCCGCACGGCGUGUCCGUCGCCGUGUCGGCGCCCGCCGUGUUCAGGUUCACGGGCCCCUCCAACCCGGAACGCCACCUCGAGGCCGCCGCCGCCUUUGGCGUCGACGUGUCCAACGCCAAGCGCGAGAGCGCCGGCGAGAUCCUGGGCGACGCCGUCGCCCGCUUCCUCGACGACCUGGGCGACCAGCCCGCCGGCCUGGCCGAGCUCGGCUUCCGCCCCGAGCACAUCGACCAGCUGGUCGACGGCACCAUCCCGCAGGCCAGGGUGCUGAUGCUGGCGCCGGGGCUGGCCAUGACGGAGCUGGAGAGGGAGAGGGAGCAGCUGCGAGCCCUGUUUGAGGCGGCCAUGAAGCACUGAUGAUUUACGACAAACAUGAUGGGAAGAACAGCAACAAAGAUGGACAGAUGGAUGCAUUAUCAUCAACAGUCAUCUGCAUUACGAAUAGCAUUUUAAAUAUACAUCCUUACGCAGCCA
Molecule: messenger RNA, 1943 nt
Organism: Gaeumannomyces tritici R3-111a-1
Lineage: Eukaryota; Fungi; Ascomycota; Sordariomycetes; Magnaporthales; Magnaporthaceae
Product: NAD-dependent methanol dehydrogenase
Exons: 2
Coding region: 333-1826 (497 amino acids)
Cellular component (GO): mitochondrion
Molecular function (GO): metal ion binding; alcohol dehydrogenase (NAD+) activity
Source: RefSeq, a predicted model, not a curated record